UUAUUAUUAAAUAUCAGCUAAAUCCUUCAUUUUCUAUCAAAAUCCUCCACAUUUCUCUGCUCUAUUCUUCUUCAAUCUUCUCCUUUUGAUCAAAAGAUACAAUCAACUCCUCACCGGCCACAUAAACUAGAAUGGGUUCUGAAGUCGUGAUCGUUGAUGAAAUCCCUUUUCCUAAAGAGAUCACGAUCACCAAGCCAUUAGCUCUUCUGGGUCAUGGUAUCACAGACAUUGAGGUACACUUUCUUCAAAUCAAAUUCACGGCCAUCGGAGUCUACUUGGACUCCGUGGUUGUGAAUCAUUUAGAGCAGUGGAAGGGCAAGACGGGAAAUGAGCUCGCGAAAGACGAUGACUUCUUUACAGCUCUCAUUUCAGCUCCUGUGGAGAAGUUGGUAAGAAUUGUGGUGAUCAAGGAGAUCAAAGGCGCGCAAUAUGGAGUUCAGAUCGAGAGCGCUUUGAGGGACCGAUUGGCGGCAGAUGACAAGUAUGAGGAAGAGGAGGAAGAGGCUUUGGAGAAAAUCGUUGACUUUUUCCAGUCCAAAUAUCUCAAGAAACAGUCUGUCAUCACUUACCAUUUCCCAGCAACUUCAACUACUGCUGAGGUAAAUCACUAAGAACCCGUUUAUCUG
Morus notabilis is the source of this 626-nucleotide messenger RNA. Its product is annotated as probable chalcone--flavonone isomerase 3. The record is from RefSeq and is a predicted model, not a curated record. The coding region runs from base 132 to 611 and encodes 159 amino acids. NCBI's taxonomy places the organism in Eukaryota, Viridiplantae, Streptophyta, Magnoliopsida, Rosales, Moraceae. Gene Ontology annotation, molecular function: intramolecular lyase activity. The transcript is spliced from 4 exons.